GCUGGAAUGCGGGGUCCCGGCGCCUCGGGCCGCGCGCCCGGCUCUCCGGCAGCUUCCGGCCUGGCCUGGCGGCGGGCGGGCGGGGGGCGGGGGCAGGCGGCCCGGCGGGCGCGGGGGAAGGAGCGGGGCGGCGGGGCCGGCGCGGCUUUGUCUCCUUUGUUCCCGGCGGUAGCAGCGCGGCGGCGGCGGGAGGGGCGGGCGGCGGGUGCAGCUUCCCGCCCCUCGGAGCCCGGGGAGCGGCGGCGGGCGCGCAGACCGGGCGGGAGCGGCCCAGGGUGACUCCCACACAGGUCAUGCUGUUGUCUGCUAAGCCAGUCGGCCCUGCCAGGUGACCAUGCCUGCCCUCGGCCCAGCUCUCCUCCAGACGCUCUGGGCCGGGUGGGUCCUCGCCCUGCAGCCACCACCUCCAGCUGCUUUCACGCCCAAUGACACACACCUGCAACACCUGGCUCAGGAUCCCUCGUCAGGCACCCUCUACCUCGGGGCCACCAACUUCCUGUUCCAGCUCAGCCCUGGGUUGCAGCUGGAGGCCACCGUGUCCACUGGCCCUGUGCUGGACAGCAGGGACUGUCUGCCACCUGUGGUGCCUGAAGAGUGCCCCCAAGCCCAGCCCACCAACAACCUGAACCAGCUGCUCCUGGUGAGCCCAGGGGCCCUGGUGGUGUGCGGGAGUGUGCACCAGGGGGUCUGUGAACAGCGGCGUCUGGGACAGCUUGGGCAGCUGCUGCUGCGGCCAGAGCGGCCUGGGGACACCCAGUAUGUCGCUGCCAAUGACCCUGAGGUCAGCACUGUGGGACUGGUGGCCCAGGGCUUGACUGGGGAGCCCCUUCUGUUUGUGGGCCGGGGGUACACCAGCAAGGGUGUAGGGGGUGGCAUCCCUCCUAUCACAACCCGGGCCUUAAGGCCGCCGGACCCCCAAGCCGCCUUCUCCUACGAGGAGACAGCCAAGCUGGCCGUGGGUCGCCUCUCUGAGUACAGCCACCACUUUGUGAGUGCCUUUGCACGCGGGUCCAGCGCCUACUUCCUGUUCCUGCGACGGGACCUGAAGGCUCAGUCUCGGGCUUUUCGUGCCUACGUGUCCCGUGUGUGCCUGCGGGACCAACACUACUACUCCUACGUGGAGUUGCCUCUGGCCUGCCGGGGUGGCCGCUACGGGCUGAUCCAGGCUGCGGCUGUGGCCACAUCAGGGGAGAUAGCCCAGGGGGAGGUGCUUUUCGUCGCCUUCUCCUCGGCUGCUCCCCCGUCCGUGGGCCAGCCUCCGUCAGCAGCUGCUGGGGCAUCCGGAGCCUCUGCCCUCUGUGCCUUCCCCCUGGAAGAGGUGGACCGCCUUGCAAAUUACACACGAGAUGCCUGCUACACUCGGGAGGGUCUAGCAGAAGACGGAACCAAGGUGGCCUACAUCGAGUAUGACGUCAAUUCUGACUGUGCACAGCUGCCUGUGGACACCCUGGAUGCUUAUCCCUGUGGCUCUGACCACACUCCUAGCCCCAUGGCCAGCCGGGUCCCCCUGGAAGCCACACCAGUCCUGGAGUGGCCGGGGAUUCAGCUGACAGCCGUGGCAGUCACCGUGGAGGAUGGACACACCAUUGCUUUCUUGGGUGACAGUCAGGGCCAGCUGCACAGGGUCUUCUUGGGCCCGGGGAGUGAUGGCCAGUCAUACUUGACACAGAGCAUCCAGCAGGGGUCUGCGGUGAGCAGAGACAUCACCUUUGACAGGACCUUCGAGCACCUGUAUGUCAUGACCCAGAGCACACUUCUCAAGGUUCCUGUGGCCUCCUGUGCUCAGCACCUGGAUUGUGCAUCUUGCCUGGCUCACAGGGACCCCUACUGUGGGUGGUGUGUGCUGCUCGGCAGGUGCUGCCGCCGUUCUGAAUGUUCCCGGGGCCAGGGCCCAGACCGGUGGCUGUGGAGCUUCCAGCCCGAGCUGAGCUGUUUACGGGUGACGGUGCUGAGUCCUGCCAAUGUCAGCCGAGAGGAGAGGAAGGAGGUCUUUCUGUCAGUGCCAGACCUUCCACCACUGUGGCCGGGGGAGUCGUAUUCCUGCCACUUUGGAGACUACCAGACUCCUGCCUUGCUGACUGGGUCUGGUGUGAUGUGUCCCUCCCCAGACCCUAGAGAGACCCCAGCACUGCCAAGAGGAGCCGACCACGUCUCUGUGAGCGUGGAGCUCAGAUUUGGUGCCGUCACAGUCGCCCAGGCCUCCCUCUCCUUCUUUGACUGUGUGGCUGUCACGAAGCUCCACCCGUCUGCCCAGUGCCGGGCCUGCGUGAGCAGCCGCUGGGGGUGUAACUGGUGCACCUGGCAGCACCUGUGCACACACAAGGCCUCGUGUGAUGGUGGCCCCAUGGUGGCAAGCCGACAGAGCCUGCUUCUCUCCCCAACCCCUCCUGCGAGAGACGCACCCAGCCCCUUCCCACCCACAGUCCCCCAGGCCACAGACACCCCUGCUCCUGGCACCCUUCCUGUGGAGCCUGGGGCUGCCUCCACAGCCUUGGCCUCUGAUGUCCCCCCUGUGACCAGGCCUGCCCUGCUUAGCACCUGGGGGCCGUGGGAAGGUCUUGGCCCCAUCCCUGCCUCAAUGUCCACGGGGGUGCCUCUCCGUGAGGAGUUCCCCGCUACCAGCACCCCCAGUACACCUGGAACCUCGGCCCCAAGCCCCACUGACUUCGGCCCCACAGCCACACCCCAGGACCUCUCAGCCACCCCCCCACGGUCCUCAGACACCACUGCAGCUCUGCCCCCUGCCCCUGCAGCCCCCGGCCCUGAGGCCCCUCCCUCUGCGGUGCCCGUGGACCAGCCCCCCGGCACUGCUGCUGCCACCCCUUUCCCAGGGGCUGCAGGCUCCACGAAGCCUGCUCUGGACUGGCUCAUGAGAGAAGGCGGCGAGCUGCCCGAGGCGGACGAGUGGACGGGGGGUGAUGCGCCCGCCUUGUCCACUUCCACCCUCCUCUCAGGUGAUGGAGACUCGGCCGAGCAUGAGGGCCCUCCCGCCCCACUCAUCCUCCUGUCCAGUCUUGACUACCAGUACGACACUCCCGGGCUCUGGGAGCUGGAGGAGGUGAACUGGGGAUCGAACUCCUGCCCUUGUGUGGAGAGCGUUCAGGGCUCCACGCUGGUGCCAGUCCACGUGGAACAGAAAAUCCAGCUGCUGGGCAGGAACCUGCACCUCUUGCAGGACAGCGCGAGGCAGAAUGAGUGUGUGAUGGAGCUGGAGGGCCGUGAGGUGGUGGUCCAGGCCGUGGUGGAGUGUGAGCCGUCUCCCGAUACCUGGUGCCGGGUGACCUGCCAGCAGCUCCAGCUCAGCUACGAGGCUCUGCAGCCAGAGCUCCGCGUGGGGCUGUUUCUGCGUUGGGACGGCCGUCUGCGUGUGGACAGUGCUGAGGGUCUGCACGUGGUUCUGUACGAUUGCUCCGUGGGGCACGAGGACUGCAGCCGCUGCCAGACUGCCGUGCCUCAGUACGGCUGUGUGUGGUGCAAGGAGCAGCAUCCACGCUGCGUGGCCCGUGAGGCCUGUGGCAAGGCCGAGGCUGUGGCCACCCAGUGCCCUGCACCCCUCAUCCACACGGUGGAGCCACUGACUGGGCCUGUGGAUGGGGGCACCCGCGUCACCAUCAGGGGCUCCAACCUGGGCCAACACGUCCAGGAUGUGCAGCACACGGUACAGGUGGCCGGAGUGCCCUGUGCUGUGGACGUGCAGGAGUAUGAAGUCUCCAGCAGACUCGUGUGUAUCACGGAAGCCAGUGGGGGGGAGGUGGCAGGCACUGUGACAGUGGAGGUCCGAGGAAGAGGACGUGGUGUCUCUGAACACGACUUCGCCUACCAGGAUCCAAAGGUGCAGUCCAUCUUCCCGGCCCGGGGUCCCAGAGCCGGCGGCACCCGCGUCACCCUGCUUGGCUCUAAACUCCUGACCGGGCGGCUGGAAGACAUCCGUGUGGCAGUUGGAGACAGGCCUUGUCACCUACUGCUGGAGCAGCAUGCAGAACAGCUGCAGUGUGAGACCAGCGCCCACCCUGCGCCAGCCUCGCUCCCCGUGUCUGUGUGGUUUGGGGCCACUGAGCGGAGGCUUCAGCACAGCCAGUUUGAGUACACGUCGGACCCCAACAUCACCUCAGCCGGCCCCACCAAGAGCUUCCUCAGUGGAGGACGAGAGAUAAGGGUCCACGGCCAGAAUUUGGAUGUGGUGCAGAUGCCGAGAAUUCGAGUGACCAUGGCCUCUAGAGCCCAGCAGCCCAACCAGGGGCCUGGGCGGAAGCGCCGUGUGAUCCCGGAGACAGCCUGCGCCCUGGGAGCCUCCUGCGGUGGCCAGCAUUUUGAGGAGCUGUGCUAUGUGAACUCCUCCCAGCUGAUCACGUGCCGCACGCCCGCACUUCCAGGCCUGCCUGAGGACUCCUGGGUCCGGGUGGAGUUCAUCCUUGACAACCUGGUCUUUGAUUUUGCAACACUCAGCCCCAUACCCUUCUCCUAUGAGGCUGACCCCACUCUGCAGCCGCUCAACUCCGAGGACCCCACCAUGCCGUUCCGGCACAAGCCCGGGAGUGUGCUGUCCGUGGAGGGGGAGAAUCUGGACCUCGCGAUGUCCAAGGAGGAGGUGGUGGCCAUGAUUGGGGACGGCGCCUGCGUGGUGAAGACACUGACCCGACACCACCUGUACUGUGAGCCCCCUGCAGAGCAGCCCCUGCCCCGGCACCACGCCCUGCGCGAGGCACCUGACACCUUGCCGGAGUUCACGGUGCAGAUGGGCAACCUGCGCUUCUCCCUGGGCCACGUGCGGUAUGAUGGCGAGAGUCCCGUGGCUUUUCCCUUGGCGGCCCAGGUGGGCUUGGGGGUCGGCACCUCUCUUCUGGCUCUGGGUGUCAUCAUCAUCGUCCUCAUGUACAGGAGGAAGAGCAAGCAGGCUCUGCGUGACUACAAGAAGGUCCAGAUCCAGCUGGAGAAUCUGGAGAGCAGUGUGCGGGACCGCUGCAAGAAGGAGUUCACAGACCUGAUGACCGAGAUGACCGAUCUCACCAGUGACCUUCUGGGCAGCGGCAUCCCCUUCCUGGACUACAAGGUGUAUGCAGAGAGGGUCUUCUUCCCUGGCCACCAGGAGUCGCCGUUGCAUCGGGACCUGGGUGUUCCCGAGAGCCGGAGACCCACUGUGGAGCAAGGGCUGGGCCAGCUCUCCAACCUGCUCAACAGCAAGCUCUUCUUGACCAAGUUCAUCCACACCCUGGAGAGUCAGCGCACCUUCUCAGCUCGCGACCGGGCCUACGUGGCGUCUCUGCUGACGGUGUCCCUGCACGGGAAGCUCGAGUACUUCACCGACAUCCUCCGCACGCUGCUCAGUGACCUGGUGGCCCAGUACGUGGCCAAGAACCCCAAGCUGAUGCUGCGCAGGACAGAGACUGUGGUAGAGAAGCUUCUCACCAACUGGAUGUCCAUCUGCCUCUACACCUUUGUGAGGGACUCGGUUGGGGAGCCUCUGUACAUGCUGUUCCGGGGAAUCAAGCAUCAGGUGGACAAGGGGCCUGUGGACAGUGUGACUGGCAAAGCCAAAUACACGCUGAAUGAUAACCGUCUGCUCAGGGAGGACGUGGAGUACCGGCCCCUGACCUUGAAUGCUCUGCUGGCUGUGGGGCCUGGGGCAGGAGAGGCCCAGGGUGUGCCCGUGAAGGUCCUGGACUGUGACACCAUCUCCCAGGCCAAGGAGAAGAUGUUGGACCAGCUCUAUAAGGGAGUGCCCCUUGCCCAGCGGCCAGAUUCACGUACCCUGGAUGUUGAGUGGCGCUCCGGGGUGGCCGGCCAUCUCAUUCUUUCUGACGAGGAUGUGACUUCUGAGGUCCAGGGGCUGUGGAGACGGCUGAACACCCUGCAGCAUUACAAGGUUCCCGAUGGAGCAACUGUGGCGCUGGUCCCUUGCCUCACCAAGCACGUCCUCCGGGAAAACCAGGAUUAUGUCCCCGGAGAGAGGACGCCAAUGCUGGAAGACGUGGAUGAAGGGGGCAUCCGGCCCUGGCACCUGGUGAAGCCCAGCGAGGAGCCAGAGCCUCCCAGGCCACGGCGGGGCAGCCUCCGGGGCGGGGAGCGCGAGCGAGCCAAGGCCAUUCCCGAGAUCUACCUGACCCGCCUGCUGUCCAUGAAGGGCACGCUGCAGAAGUUUGUGGACGACCUGUUCCAGGUGAUCCUCAGCACCAGCCGGCCCGUGCCCCUGGCCGUGAAGUAUUUCUUCGACCUGCUGGACGAGCAGGCCCAGCAGCAUGGCAUCUCCGACCAGGACACUGUCCACAUCUGGAAGACCAACAGCUUGCCGCUCAGGUUCUGGAUCAACAUCAUCAAAAACCCGCAGUUCGUGUUCGACGUGCAGACGUCCGACAACAUGGACGCCGUGCUGCUGGUCAUCGCGCAGACCUUCAUGGAUGCCUGCACCCUGGCCGACCACAAGCUGGGCCGAGAUUCCCCCAUCAACAAGCUUCUAUACGCCCGGGAUAUCCCCAGAUACAAACAGAUGGUAGAAAGGUACUAUGAAGACAUUAGACAGAGUCUCCCCGCCAGUGACCAAGAGCUGAACUCCAUCCUCGCUGAGCUGUCCCGGAACUACUCUGGAGACCUGGGGGCGCGAGUGGCCUUGCACGAGCUCUACAAGUAUAUCAACAAAUACUAUGACCAGAUUAUCACCGCCCUGGAGGAAGAUGGGACGGCCCAGAAGAUGCAGCUGGGCUAUCGGCUCCAGCAAAUAGCAGCUGCCGUGGAGAACAAGGUCACAGACCUGUAGGGCCUGGCGAGCCCUGGCCUGCCGAGUCCUGGCCUGCCGUUGCCUCAGCCCCGUCGGGGCAGCCCUGGAACUAAGCAGGAGAGCCCACCUUCUUAGAAGCCCGUAGUGCCUGACAAGCAGAGUUAGUGGAAGGUGGCUCCUAGUCUCUUGGUGGCUCUGGCCUGGGCCUGGUGGGACCCACCUCUAAGGCCUGGGCCGUGAGGCUGGCCGGGUGGUGCCAGGCUGCUUCCCGAGCCCAGAGACCCUGUGAGCUAUUUUUUGUGGGAUGUUAGUCUGUGGGGAGUCGGGGGCUAAGGACUUCCAGAGAGGGGCUGGAGGGGCCUCCAGACCCUGGGCGACUGCACGGUCCCUGGCUUUUGCCCACCGAGACUGAGGAGGAAAGAGAGCACCUCCCUCUGGUCCUGUGCUCUUCCACCACCCCUGACCUCAGUUUAGCUGCCUCCGGCCUAGCUGCUGCUGCCACAUUCCUCAGUCCAGGAGAUGACGUGUUUCCUAGGCCACUGCACACUGACCCCUCAGGGGGCCGGCUGUCUCAGCCUCCUUGCCUCCCAGGUGGUGAGGGGUGUCUGCUGUGGGGGGCCCCUGGGGACAAGCAGUGGCCCCACUGACCAGCUCUUCAUUAAAAGAUAACACACUGUG
Molecule: messenger RNA, 7390 nt
Organism: Erinaceus europaeus (western European hedgehog)
Lineage: Eukaryota; Metazoa; Chordata; Mammalia; Eulipotyphla; Erinaceidae
Gene: PLXNB1
Product: plexin B1
Exons: 38
Coding region: 335-6751 (2138 amino acids)
Biological process (GO): regulation of cell migration; regulation of cell shape; regulation of GTPase activity
Cellular component (GO): semaphorin receptor complex
Molecular function (GO): semaphorin receptor activity; protein binding
Source: RefSeq, a predicted model, not a curated record